Penicillium hordei is the source of this 963-nucleotide messenger RNA. RefSeq lists its product as uncharacterized. The record is from RefSeq and is a predicted model, not a curated record. The transcript has 4 exons. NCBI's taxonomy places the organism in Eukaryota, Fungi, Ascomycota, Eurotiomycetes, Eurotiales, Aspergillaceae. The coding region runs from base 1 to 963 and encodes 320 amino acids.
AUGGUUGUCGUAGCUGUUGCAGGUGGUAGCAGUGGCCUUGGUCUGACUAUUGUUCAAGCCUUGACAGCUCAAGGGAAACAUGAAGUUCUUAUCUUGAGCCGAAAGGAAAACACAGAACUUGGAAAAAGGCUUGGAGCUCUUGUUGUCGCCGUUGAUUAUAGGAGCGCCAAAUCUAUCGAAUCAGCUCUGGAAGCCAACAACGUCGAUACUGUUAUAUGCACAAUCAGUUCUCAGGGCGAUCUUGAACCGGAACAGAAUUUGAUCCUUGCUGCGGACAGAUCGCCUAUUACCCGAAGAAUUAUACCUAGUAUUUUUGCUGGUUUUACAUAUCCCGUCAAAUACCCGGACAGUUCUCCUGUUGCGAAAGCCAAAUCUGAAGCCAUCAAGGCCGUCAAAAGGACAUCAUUGGAGUAUACUGCGAUCUACAAUGGCAUAUUCCUUGAUUACUACGCCGCGCCGCAAUUGAAGGCCAAUAUACCACCUUGGCCAUUGUUUGUUGAUAUACUCCACGAAUCAGCGGCGGUCCCAGGUUCAGGGGAUGAUCUCGUCGUUUUCACUCACAGCACUGACAUCGCUAAGUUCGUUGUUUCGAGCUUAGAUCUUCCAAAAUGGCGAGAGGAAAGUUAUAUUCUAGGAGAGAAAUUGACAUGGCAUGAGAUUAUCAAACUGGCGGAGGAUGCGAAAGGAUCCAAGUUUAAUGUGAUGCAUGACUCCGAGACGGACUUGAGGGCUGGAAGAGUUUCGAUGCUGCCUAGUUACGGCAAAAUGUUCCAACUUCCUGAAGCUGAUAUUCAAGAUCUGCUCUCCACUGCUGGAAUGUGGUUCGUGAAUAAAGAGCUUGAUUUGAAUCCCGAACAUGCGUUGAACAAGAAGUUUCCAGAAAUCAAACCGAUGAAGGUGAAGGAUUUCUUGGAAUCGUCUUGGAAUGGCACUGAUGCAACUGUAUUGGAUAUUAAGAUGUAA